Messenger RNA from Vicia faba (fava bean), 1146 nucleotides. Lineage: Eukaryota; Viridiplantae; Streptophyta; Magnoliopsida; Fabales; Fabaceae. The record is from the annotation of a GenBank genome assembly.
AUGUGUAGAAGGUUGCUGCAAUACUCUUUUCUUUUUCAAACAACUGCUUGCAGUUGGUUCAACUUAUCCAUUGUAACACUAACCACUUAUUUUCAUUUUGGUUGCAACUAUUUGUUUCCAAGUUUAUUGCGUGGUCCUAGACUUGUUUUGAAAGGUACAUGCUUGUGGUCCCUCGAUAUUGAAUCUGAGGCGUGUGACUUAAUUAAGGGAACUGAUCCUGGGUUUGAAUAUAAUGAUAUUAGAAUUUGGUGGAAAUAUGGUGAUGGUAGUUUAGAAGUCGGUCUAAAAUCAUUUAUGGAUGAUGGUGAUGCAUUUGAAUUAUAUGAUUUUGUUGAAAACUGUAAAUGCAAGGUUGAAAUAUAUACUAAGCCCAAACCAACUACAGGGGAUGCAACAUUUAUGGAGAAUGCAAGAAAGAGGAACAAGGGGAUACAAGGUGAAGAUCAUGUUGUUCCAUGUACUGAUGAGGGUUCUAGUGAUGAGUCUGUCAAGGAUAUCAAAUUUGAAGAUAACGGUGCAGGCUCUAGUGAGGCAGUGAAACAUAGUUUUAUUACACCAGAGAUGGAUGAUAAUGAUGAUGAUGAUAAGCCAAAUGUUGUUAGGUUCAAUGAGGAAGAUGGAAUUACAAAAGAUUUUAAGUUCAAGGCUCUAGUGAGUCAGACUGACAAUGUACAAAAGGGGAGACCUAAGGGGUCACUGAAAAAACAACAUAACAUUGUUAAGAAAAGUAAAGGAGGUCCAAGCCUCAAUGACAUAGAUAUAGAUAUACUAGAAACAAUUCUCAGUGAAAUCAACAAUGAAGAGAAUAUUGUUCUUGACAUCCCACCUCUUAAAGUUGACUUAAGCUCUAUCAAACCAAAGUCUGCUAUAAACCAAAGUCGUUCAAAGACAUGUGGUGCCAGAACCUUCUUUGGGAGUGCACCAAAAGUCAAUCCUUCCAAGGCAUUCAAACCUCCAGGAAAUGUCAAGGAAACUUGCAGUGAUCCUAUAAGUUUGAUUAUACCUGUUAAUAUGAUUUUCUUUUUUUGUCAUGUUGUAAGUUUGAUUAUAGCAGUUAAUUCACAUUUUAGGCAAAAAGUAUGGUUCCAAAGAAGAAAUAAGUUAGAAAUGAUGUGGUUCAUACCAGAAAGAGUGAAAGAAUCAUGA